ACACAGCUUUCCUUGUGGCUCAGCACUGAGGGAGGGCAGCAGGAGACUGGAGAUCCCAUUCCUCACUUGGUCAUUCUCAGUCCACGAUGGUGCGGUCCCCAGUACUCCUUGGUGCCAUCUUCUUGUCUGUUUUCCCAGGGCCCAGCGGGGCUGAUCGUGACAUGCCCAAGCUGGCUGAGUGGAAGCUGUGUGCGGAUGAGGAAUGCAGCCAUCCUAUCUCCAUGGCUGUGGCCCUUCAGGACUACAUGGCCCCUGAUUGCCGCUUCUUGAAUGUAUACAGGGGCCAAGUGGUAUAUGUCUUCUCCAAGCUGAAGGGCCGUGGACGGCUCUUCUGGGGAGGCAGUGUCCAGGGAGAUUACUAUGGAGACGCGGCUGCCCGCCUGGGCUAUUUCCCCAGUAGCAUUGUUCGGGAGGACCUGAUUCUGAAACCUGCCAAAAUUGAUAUGAAGACAGAUGUGAGUGUCUUGGGGUGGAGGUGGGAGCGGGAGGGUGAGGGCUCCUUCAUUUUCUCACCUAAAUGGGAUUUCUACUGCCAGUGA
Microtus oregoni (creeping vole) is the source of this 539-nucleotide messenger RNA. RefSeq names its product MIA SH3 domain containing (gene Mia). Gene Ontology annotation, biological process: extracellular matrix organization. Lineage: Eukaryota; Metazoa; Chordata; Mammalia; Rodentia; Cricetidae. The transcript is spliced from 4 exons. Gene Ontology annotation, molecular function: protein binding. The coding region runs from base 87 to 539 and encodes 150 amino acids. The record is from RefSeq and is a predicted model, not a curated record.